AGCAACAGUUCUCGUGCCGAAAAUGCAUUAAUUGCGGAAAAGAAACAGAAAAUGCGCCAAGCUCUUCUGUGUGAUGAGGCCAGUGACGUUAACAACAACAACAAGUUAGAGACAGACAAAGACAAACACAAGCCAACUCAGCUACAAUCACCGUCGCCGGUUGUGGUAACCGGCCGUAGCCGGUCUCAAUCCGGGACCCGAAGGGUUACACCCACACCCACACCCACCACCCUAGCCAUCAUUGAACCUUGUAGCAGAGUAGAGGAGGUGUUGCCGAACGGUGAUUUUUACAUGGGAAGCUUCUCCGGUAACGUGCCGAACGGAUCGGGGAAAUAUCUAUGGAGGGAUGGGUGCAUGUACGAAGGGGAGUGGAAGAGAGGAAAAGCUUCUGGGAAAGGCAAGUUCUCUUGGCCUUCAGGGGCAACCUACGAGGGCGAGUUCAAAUCGGGUCGGAUGGAGGGGUUCGGGACUUUUACUGGAUCCGACGGUGGAACUUACCGUGGGUCGUGGAGCUCCGACAGAAAACACGGGUACGGGCAGAAACGGUAUGCGAACGGGGAUUUCUAUGAAGGGUCGUGGAAGAAGAAUGUUCAGGACGGGGAGGGAAGGUACGUGUGGAAGAACGGGAACGAAUAUGUUGGGGAGUGGAAGAACGGCGUUAUUUGUGGGAGGGGUGCGCUUAUUUGGUCGAAUGGGAAUCGUUACGAAGGGCAAUGGGAGAAUGGGGUACCUAAAGGGCAAGGGGUUUUCACAUGGCCUGAUGGAAGUUGCUAUGUUGGGUGCUGGAACAGUGACCUUAAGAUGCUGCACCAUUUGAACGGGACUUUCUACCCCGUUAUUGGUAAUGGUGCUGAUAAUAUCACCAUAACAAUGAGGAAGAGGUCUUCGGUCGACAGUGCCAGAGGGAGCGUAACGGAGAAGAAUUUUCCCAGGAUUUGUAUAUGGGAAUCCGAUGGAGAAGCUGGUGAUAUAACUUGUGAUAUAAUCGAUAAUGUGUCCUUGUUGUAUCGGGAUGGGGAUGAAACGGUGUCGCAUCGACAAGAUGUUAAGCAGCUUCUCCCCAAACCUUGUUGUUUCUCUGCUGAGGUGAAAAGACCCGGACAAACUAUAUCCAAGGGGCAUAAGAAUUAUGAUUUGAUGCUUAAUCUGCAACUGGGUAUAAGGUACUCUGUUGGGAAGGAAGCUUCGAUAUUGCGAGAGCUUAAACCGGGUGAUUUUGAUCCCAAGGAGAAAUUUUGGACAAGGUUUCCACCUGAAGGAUCCAAGAUUACGCCACCACAUCAAUCAGUGGAGUUCCGCUGGAAGGAUUACUGCCCUAUGGUUUUUAGACAAUUGAGGAAGCUAUUCCAGGUGGAUCCUGCUGAUUACAUGUUAGCUAUAUGUGGGAAUGAUGCCCUCAGGGAGCUUUCUUCUCCUGGGAAAAGUGGAAGCUUCUUCUACUUGACCCAAGAUGACAGAUUCAUGAUAAAGACGGUGAAGAAAUCUGAAGUCAAGGUGCUUCUUCGGAUGCUGCGAAGUUAUUACAAACAUGUUUCUCAAUAUGAGAAUUCACUUGUGACAAAAUUCUAUGGGGUACACUGUGUCAAACCAAUUGGAGGUCAAAAGACCCGCUUCAUUGUGAUGGGCAAUCUUUUCUGCUCCGAAUAUCCAAUCCACAGAAGAUUUGACUUGAAAGGAUCUUCACAUGGCCGUACAACAGAUAAGGCGGAAGAGGAGAUUGAUGAAACUACCACCCUCAAGGACCUGGAUCUCAAUUUUGUGUUUCGUCUACAAAAAAAUUGGUUCCUGGAUCUCAUCAAACAAAUUGAGCGGGAUUGUGAGUUCUUGGAAGCCGAGGGAAUUAUGGAUUACAGUCUUUUGGUUGGCCUUCACUUUCGUGAUGAUAAUACAUAUGACAAAAUGGGAUUAUCACCUUUUCUAUUGCGUACUGGAAAGCAGGAUUCAUAUCAGAGUGAAAAGUUCAUGCGAGGUUACCGCUUCCUUGAAGCAGAGCUACAGGAUAGGGAUCGAGUUAAAUCUGGCCGGAAAUCAUUGAUUAGGUUAGGAGCCAAUAUGCCUGCAAGAGCAGAGCGCAUGGCUCGAAGGAGUGAUUUUGAUCAAUACACCACGGUUGGAAUCAGCCAUACGACCCCUUGUUGCAGAGGGGAGACUUACGAUGUUGUUUUAUAUUUUGGUAUUAUCGACAUUUUGCAAGAUUAUGACAUCAGCAAGAAGCUGGAGCAUGCAUACAAGUCCUUGCAGGUUGACCCUUCAUCAAUCUCAGCUGUUGAUCCAAAGCUCUACUCCAAGAGGUUCCGUGAUUUUGUGGGGAGAAUAUUCACUAAAGACUGUUAGCAUUGAGUAAAAAAUGUGGCUGAAUCCAUUGUAAAGUUGGGAGCUUGCGGUUGACUGUGUGGUUAACAGGCCAAUGUUGUUUCUGUGGCUAUGUGACCUGCCGAAUCUAGAUUGUUUUUGUGGCUGAAUUUUGAAGGUACAGCCAUUAUGAUGUAUUUGAAGGCAGGGUGAUCUUUGUACAUGGAAGAUGGAAGAAAUGAUCUGUCUUUUUUUCUCUUGUUUUUUUUUUUCUUGAAGUGGGUGGAAUUUUUUGUGGUCACAAUGUAGGAGGAUAUGAAUAUGAUGUGAAAAAUGAUAGGUAGGCAUAUGAAAAUGUUUCAGAGAGAUUGGAUUCAAAAUGCCUGGAUAGUUGGUAAUAAAGUAAGUGUACAGUUCGUAUAGAAAGCAUGGAUCUUGGAAGAGUCUCUCUCU
This is a messenger RNA of Gastrolobium bilobum, 2745 nucleotides long. Its product is annotated as phosphatidylinositol 4-phosphate 5-kinase 2-like. NCBI's taxonomy places the organism in Eukaryota, Viridiplantae, Streptophyta, Magnoliopsida, Fabales, Fabaceae. Gene Ontology annotation, biological process: phosphatidylinositol metabolic process. Gene Ontology annotation, molecular function: 1-phosphatidylinositol-4-phosphate 5-kinase activity; ATP binding. Bases 52 to 2334 code for a protein of 760 amino acids. The transcript is spliced from 8 exons. The record is from RefSeq and is a predicted model, not a curated record.